Messenger RNA from Coffea eugenioides, 846 nucleotides. RefSeq names its product probable aquaporin NIP-type. The record is from RefSeq and is a predicted model, not a curated record. Gene Ontology annotation, cellular component: membrane. Gene Ontology annotation, molecular function: channel activity. NCBI's taxonomy places the organism in Eukaryota, Viridiplantae, Streptophyta, Magnoliopsida, Gentianales, Rubiaceae. Gene Ontology annotation, biological process: transmembrane transport. The transcript is spliced from 5 exons. The coding region runs from base 1 to 846 and encodes 281 amino acids.
AUGGCUGCCGGUAUUGAUAGAGUUGAAGAGGAGGAAAUCUCAAGAAUGGAAGAAGGCGUUGAAAGCAACAAGCGGGAAUACGAUUAUCACAAGGGUUUUUUCUCAUCAAAAGAUAUCAUUAUCAUCCUGCAGAAGAUUGUAGCAGAGGUGGUUGGGACCUACUUUGUAAUAUUUGCCGGGUGUGGCUCAGUUGUUGUGAAUAAAAUCUAUGGCAAUGUCACAUUUCCAGGCGUUUGCGUGACGUGGGGACUGAUAGUGAUGGUCAUGGUUUACACCGUGGGUCAUGUUUCUGGGGCUCAUUUUAAUCCUGCUGUCACAGUUGCAUUUGCCAUCUUUCGUGGGUUUCCCUGGAGAGAGGUGCCUCUGUACAUUCUGGCUCAAUUGAUGGGCUCGACUCUGGCCAGUUGCACAUUGGCUUUGAUGUUUGAUGUGGCUUCCGACGAUUAUUUUGGUACCGUACCAGCUGGGUCCGAUGGACAGUCUCUUGCCAUAGAAAUUAUCAUCUCCUUCCUAUUAAUGUUCGUCAUCUCCGGCGUCGCCACGGACAGUAGAGCGAUAGGAAACCUGGCAGGAAUCACAGUGGGAAUGACCAUCAUGCUAAACGUGUUCGUGGCAGGGCCAGUUUCGGGUGCAUCGAUGAAUCCAGCAAGGAGCUUUGGUCCAGCCAUAGUUAAGCAUGUUUAUAAAGGCUUAUGGGUUUAUAUAGUUGGACCAAUUAUCGGAACCAUACUCGGAGCAUUUGUCUAUAACUUGAUCAGGUACACUGACAAGCCGCUCGAAGAGCAUUUGAAAGGCGGAUCAUUUCGCAAGAGUCUUUCCAGAAAAUAUUUUGAUAAUUCUAGCUAG